Lampris incognitus (smalleye Pacific opah) is the source of this 1234-nucleotide messenger RNA. RefSeq names its product ribosomal RNA processing 7 homolog A (gene rrp7a). Gene Ontology annotation, molecular function: nucleic acid binding. Gene Ontology annotation, biological process: rRNA processing; ribosomal small subunit assembly. The coding region runs from base 12 to 860 and encodes 282 amino acids. The transcript has 7 exons. Lineage: Eukaryota; Metazoa; Chordata; Actinopteri; Lampriformes; Lampridae. Gene Ontology annotation, cellular component: UTP-C complex; CURI complex. The record is from RefSeq and is a predicted model, not a curated record.
GGUCGCCAAAAAUGGCACCGUCCAAGAAGAAACAUGCCGCUAGCCAGGCUAGCAUUAUUCCGGGAGGAUUUACAGUCUUAUCUCUACAAUUCACGUCUGACAGUGCUGCACAGCACAAUCUGUGUGUUAAGGAGCACAGAGUGCGAGAAGAGAAGUCUUCCCACAGACCCCUGGACAGAACAUUGUUUGUGCUCAACGUCCCUCCAUAUUGUUCACAUGGCAUUGUAAAAGAAUUAUUCUCGCAGUUUGGAAUUGUUCAGUCUGUGGAGUUGAGGGACCAUCCGGGUUCCUCUGACCGCACUGGACCCAAGCUGACCAAGUUCUUCAAACCAGCUGAAAAGCAGGGUUUUAAAGUUGGUUACGUCGUGUUCCAAGAUGCCUCUAGUAUCUCGGCAGCCAAGUCACAUCCUUAUAAUGUCCCAUUGGUAGCCUCCAAACAACAAAAUCCAGUGAGGACAGGUGUACAAAAAUGGAUUCAGCAAUAUAGAGAGACAUUUGUUCAGCCAGAAAAACUCCAAGAAACAGUUGAUUCCUUCAUGCAACAGUAUGACAAGAGGAAAGAGGAGGAAGCUGAGCGACAGAAGGAGGAAGCUGAGAAGCAACGGGAGGAUGAAGAGGGUUGGGUGAAAGUCAAAAGAGGUAACAAGGCCGUUAAAGCCCGCCCUCACACUGAGGCAGCCAACCAGAAGGCUCUUCAGAGGGAGAUCAGGAAGAAGAAGAGGAAGGAGCUUAUGAACUUCUACACUUGGCAGCACAAAAACACACAGAAAGAACAUAUUGCGGAACUAAGAAAAAAGUUCGAGGAGGACAAACAAAGAAUAGCUUUGCUGAGAGCACAGAGGAAGUUUCGACCUUACUGAGCUACCUUCAAAUUCCUUUUCACUCACCCCCCAUUUUUCAGCGUUUUGUUAAAUUGGUUUAUCUGAAUAUUUCAGUGUAAUAAAUCCUAUUCGGUAAGAUCUGACUUCUUACUUGAAUACCACUACAUACUCUUGACACAAUAAGGUAUGGUUUAUACACGGGGAAAUUAUUUUGUAAGUAGGGGAGGAUGGCUUCGGGUAUAGCAAGCCUUAAUAAUGAUGACCUUAUGCUAAAUUAUAUUGUUGUUACAAAUAAGAUGAGAUAUUACAAUUUUCCAACAAACUGUCAACAUACAGUUGCAAGAAGUAUAGGUUUCAACGCACUGUUUAGUAAAGAAAAGUGUGAGAAUAGUGAAUUAAUAUUUUGAGCAAUC